Molecule: messenger RNA, 2118 nt
Organism: Hirsutella rhossiliensis
Lineage: Eukaryota; Fungi; Ascomycota; Sordariomycetes; Hypocreales; Ophiocordycipitaceae
Product: MAC/Perforin domain-containing protein
Exons: 14
Coding region: 1-2118 (705 amino acids)
Source: RefSeq, a predicted model, not a curated record
AUGGGAACGGAAACCGCCGACAGCACCGCAAACGCUGCAAAGGCAGUAGAGGAAUCUGUCACCACCAUAGUCCACUUUACAGAUGGAGUCAAGGAAAGAGAGGCCUUCUACUUGAAGCUUCUCAAGUCCAGCCUAGACGAUGAAAAGCUAUCUGACCUUCGAUCAAACAUUGCUGGCUUAACAGGAAGCAUUGAAAUUUCUCACUUUCCCUUCUGUGGAAAGAAAGGGGCCAUUGUGCCGGAUAGCUUUUCCGUGCAAGAAUAUUUGACAGAAUGUCUUGGUAUCAACACCACCGAAGCUAAAUCUCUUUACGUGUAUAUGAAGGAUGAGUCGCUCGCGACGGAACUUGAUUCCCUUACAGGAGCCAACGUGGGUGCCGUCGUUGACGCCGACAAGCUCGCGCGUAUCAAGAACCAGGUCGAUGACGUCGCAUUCAAAUACUUGACCGGAACCGCAGCAAAAUACGUGCCUGAGUUAGAACAAAAGGACUGGGCUGUCAUCAGCGAAAGCAAUGCUCUCUGCUACGGUAUCCGGGUCAUUCGUGCCAAGAGUAAGCAGGCGGCUGAGAGCAGUGCGGCUACGGAGACAACGACAGAGCCGAGCUCCCAGGAUAAUAGGGGAGUACCGGUCGGGAUCGAACGAGCUCGUUUUCCUGCCUUUAGCCUGAAGAAGAGAACCAUCAUGUCGGACUCUAUUCCUAGCAGCGCCAUUGAAGGUGUCAAGCUUGAUCUCCGAAUUCCCGACUUCAUCAUCGAUGACAAGUCCUAUGUCUCUAUAUACGAGACUGAGACUGAGAUGCAAUCUUCUAUGGCGGCGUCUUCGUUUUCCGAAGUAGAUGUAGCCGCGGCAGGAGGCGGAUCCUACAUGGGAUUCUCGGGCGAGGCGUCUAUGAGUUUCGCUGCUGCCAGCUCCCAGGCUGCGUCCAGCUCGACCGGCAAGAAGAGCAAGAAGGCUACUGACACAAUAGAGUUUCCCCGGGUCACUCUCUUUUUGGAUAGCCGUAGCCUCGAGCUCACCCCGGAGUGCGAGGAUGCCCUGCGCAAAGUCAAGACAAAGGAGGACCUGUACAAGUUCCAGGACAUAUAUGGUGAGUUCUUCAGCAGCAGGGUUCAGCUGGGCGGUCGUCUCUUUGCCACGGAAGACGUCACCGAGGAUACGGCCACUAGCAGCAAAGAAGUGGCAAGGUCCAUGAAGCUCGCAGCCUCUGCUUCUUUUAGCGGCUGGGGUGCCAGUGCGUCUAUGUCUGCAUCGCUUGCCGCAGGCGGGAACGCAUCGAAGCAAGAGUCUAGUAAGAGUUCGUCGGUAAGCCUAACUUGGCAGGCCAAUGGCGGAGAUACGCUUCUGUGCAACAAGCCAACCGACUGGGCUCCAACGGUUUCGUAUCACUGGAAUUGGAGAAUUACCAAGCAAGACAACGUCUUCGGCCUUCUCAACGUGAUGUCGCAGAUCAAUGGCAUGGACUGGCUCACUGCGGAGGCUGCAAAAUGGGGAGUCACAAUAAACCCCAUCGACGAGGCCGCCACAAUGAAAGCCACGGUUGCCGCAAUCUCCGCCAAGACAUUCACACUGAAUGCCGCGGGCGUCACUGGUGGAAGAUACCUUUUGACUUUUCCCUAUACCGCUUGUAACCUCUCCGCCACGGCCAAUGCUCGAAACGCCGCCGGCAAGAACUCGUUCUCCAUUAAUCCAAAGAUCCACUCCUUGGGCUGCGCGCUUCUCGGCCCCAAGACGGCGAAAAGCAAAGAAGACCUAAGACUCUACGUGGUUGAGGACACGACAGGCACGCCUGUGAACGAGGUCAAGUAUAAUACCAAGUAUCGCCUGCGCAACAGGGAGAGCGGGCUGUACGUCAGCUACAUCUGGGAGCAAUACUUCCGCUUCGUGUACAGCAACGUGACGCGUUCGAACACGAGAUUCAUCGCGUUCAAGGACCCCAAAGGAUCGACCAGCAUGGAUGCGAUUCCCGAUGGCAGCACGGUGCACGUGAGGUUCUACGAGUACAAGGAUGACGAGGUGUUGGGAUACUUGUUUGUCUGCGCCCAGGACAAGGAUUAUGCUUACUUGGCUGCGUCGAAGCCGGAAGCCAAGGACAAGGACGAAGCUGGUCAUCAAGUAUAA